This is a messenger RNA of Sarcophilus harrisii (Tasmanian devil), 1335 nucleotides long. It is a transcript of the gene DHRS7, whose product is annotated as dehydrogenase/reductase 7. The record is from RefSeq and is a predicted model, not a curated record. The transcript has 7 exons. NCBI's taxonomy places the organism in Eukaryota, Metazoa, Chordata, Mammalia, Dasyuromorphia, Dasyuridae. Gene Ontology annotation, molecular function: oxidoreductase activity. The coding region runs from base 175 to 1194 and encodes 339 amino acids.
UCUUUAUAUUCCGAGUCCUGUCCUGGCCAGGACGGUCGCCGGACCGCUCCGCUUCCGCAGCAGCGCCCGUGCCCCGCGGGGCUGAGAACUCCGGGAAGGGGAAGGCAGCGGCCCGGGAGAAGGGGGCUUCCUGCGACUGCGUUUUCUCUGGGACCCGAGCAGGACGCGGCGAGCAUGAGCUGGGACCUGCUCUUGUCCCUGCUGCUGGCCUGUGCGCUCGCUUACCUCGGCGUGCAGCUGGUCCGUUUCGUGCGGGCCGACGGCGACCUGACCCUGAUGUGGGCGGAGUGGCAGGGGCGCCGGCCAGAAUGGGAGUUGUCUGAUAUGGUGGUUUGGGUGACAGGAGCCUCAAGUGGAAUUGGUGAGGAGCUUGUCUACCAGUUGUCUAAAUUGGGAGCAUCCCUUGUAUUAUCAUCAAGAAGAGCAAAUGAACUAGAAAGGGUAAAAAACAAAUGUCUUGAGAUUAGCAACUUGAAAGAAAAGGACAUACUUGUUUUACCCCUUGACUUAACUGACAGAAGUUCUCAUGAAGCAGCAACAAAAACAGUUCUCCAAAAGUUUGGUCAAAUUGAUAUUCUGGUAAACAAUGGUGGAAGGAGUCAGCGUUCUUUGUUUGUGGAAACAAACCUGGAUAUUUAUAAAGAGAUAAUGGAAAUUAACUUUCUGGGAACAAUCUCCUUAACGAAAUGUGUUUUGCCUCACAUGAUUGAGAGAAAGCAAGGAAAGAUUGUUACAGUGUCCAGUGUAAUGGGCAUCACAGGAGCCCCUCUUGCUUCAGGAUAUUCUGCUAGCAAACAUGCACUUCACGGGUUUUUUAAUAGCCUCCGAAGUGAACUUACUACAUAUCCAGAGAUAACAGUUAUGGUCAUUUGUCCUGGACCUGUCCAAUCAAACAUUGUACACAAUGCCUUUACUGAAGAAAUCUCAAAGAAAAUAGAGAACCCAGGAGAACAAGACUAUAAGAUGGCAACUAGUCGCUGUGUUCGGUUAAUGCUGGUUUCUAUGGCCAAUGAUCUAAAAGAAGCCUGGAUUUCUGAACAGCCAUAUUUGUCAUUUUGCUACAUUGGUCAAUAUACCCCAACCUGGGCCUGGUUGUUAAUAGACAAGUUGGGACCCAGAAGAAUUGACAAUUUUAAGAGUGCACUGGAUGCUGAUUCCUCUUAUUUCAGACCAUUGAAGAAAAAAUCUAACUGAGAGAAUACCAGCAUUUUUCUGCCCAGUAAAAUUGAAGAUUUGGGAAAAUGAGAUUAUUUAGUUUAUAUUUCUCUAACUUGAUUUGUUAAAUAAAAUCUUUGUCAUAAAUACUAAAAUAAAGAUCUUAAGCAUUAUGUUUCA